This is a messenger RNA of Pyricularia grisea, 818 nucleotides long. RefSeq lists its product as uncharacterized. Gene Ontology annotation, cellular component: cytoplasm; mitochondrial matrix. The coding region runs from base 1 to 513 and encodes 170 amino acids. The record is from RefSeq and is a predicted model, not a curated record. Gene Ontology annotation, biological process: iron-sulfur cluster assembly; intracellular iron ion homeostasis. The transcript has 3 exons. NCBI's taxonomy places the organism in Eukaryota, Fungi, Ascomycota, Sordariomycetes, Magnaporthales, Pyriculariaceae. Gene Ontology annotation, molecular function: ferrous iron binding; 2 iron, 2 sulfur cluster binding.
AUGCAGUCAUUACGCAACGCCCUUCGCGUCUCCGCCAGGACGACCCUCCAGCGCGGCGCACCCGCACUAUCUCGGCGCGCCCCCAUGGCAGCCGUGACGCCGAUACUGAUCGACCACUACACCAGGCCUCGGAAUCCCGGAUCCAUGGACCGCAAGGACCCCAUGGUCGGCACGGGACUCGUCGGCGCGCCGGCUUGCGGCGACGUGAUGAAGUUGCAGAUCAAGGUUGACAACGGCACCAUCACCGAUGCCAAGUUCAAGACCUUUGGCUGCGGCUCAGCCAUUGCGAGCUCCAGCUACCUGACGGAGCUGGUCAAGGGAAUGCGGAUAGAGGAUGCGGCCAAGAUUCGCAACACCGAUAUUGCCAACAACUUGCACCUGCCGCCAGUCAAGCUUCACUGCUCCAUGCUUGCCGAGGAUGCCAUCCGCGCCGCUAUCGCCGAUUAUCACACCAAGAACCCGCCUACGAACUUGGGCAAGUCUGAGGUCAAGACCCUCGAGAUGGAGAAGUAAAGUGUGUCACGAAAAGAGGAAUUUUGGUUUUUGUUCGUUUGAUUGGUUCAGUCCAGAGGAUUAAAAGUGCUUUGAUGCAUAUCACUCGGACAUAUGGAUAUGGCUGCAAAGCCCGAAAUUCGGGCAAGAAAUCGGGGCCUAGCAGCGGCCACGUCGGUUAAGAACACCACCGGACGUACUGAGAGUUGGCUGAUUGAUCUUCACUCGAUGUAUUUAAUAUUGCAAUGAUACCUCAGUCUUUCUCAUGUAGUAACUGUCACACAUGAUCGCUAGCUGUGUGGACUUCCGAACACUGCAUGUUUGAU